AUGAAGUCGCUGAAAAUUAGGGGGCUAGUGAAGGGAAAGAACGAGGAGUACUACAACCUUGUCACGGUCAUAAGCCUGAAGGAUGAAGAGCUAGACGAGCAAAUUAUUCAAAGGGAGGAAAGCGUAAAGGCCAAUUGGGUAGCCAUAAAAAAUGCCAAGGAAAUUAACAAAAGUGAGAAAAAACUGUUAAGCGCAAUCAUGAAAAAUGAAAGAAUCCGCUUAAGGGUAAGAGGAAAUAUAAAAAAGGUAUCAAGCAGAAGGAGAGAAGAACUGAACGAACAUUACCCGGAGGAAGAAAUUAAUAGUUUUUUGGAUGGAGACCUAAGUGGUGAGAAGGAAUAUAUAGACGAGAUUUUAAACUACCUGAACAAUGUCCAGGGGGUAAAAUUUCACGGGAAUUUCGUUAGAAAGGGGAGAAGCAGGCGUGGACACAGGGUAGAGGAAGGCGCCUUCGAAAGAUUGAAUGGGCGAAAUGAUAUUACCCAGCGGGAAAGGCUACGGAGGGACAACCUAGUAUGGCGCGUGGGGGAGGAAGUAAAAUUAGGAAAGGCAAAAAGGGAGGAAGUAAAAUUAGGAAAGGCAAAAAGGGAGGAAGUAAAAUUAGGAAAGGCAAAAAGGGAGGAAGUAAAAUUAGGAAAGGCAAAAAGGGAGGAAGUAAAAUUAGGAAAGGCAAAAAGGGAGGAAGUAAAAUUAGGAAAGGCAAAAAGGGAGGAAGUAAAAGCAGAAAAGGCGAUAAAGGAAAAAGGCAAAAUCGAGACACACCAAAGAAACGGGAAGGUCGGGCUACCCCCACUCCUCAGGAUUAAAAACAAGGCCAUUCAGAAAAAAAAAGGAAAAAAAAAAAUCAUGAGAGCUAGCCAAAAUGUAGUGACCGAUCGGAUAAGCAAUAAGGAGAUAGCGGAAAAGACACUAAGAAAGAUGCUUUACGAAAUAAAAAUGUCGUUAAAGGAGUUGAACAAGUUGAACAAGUUGAGGGCAGUCAUCCAAUCGCCACAGAAAAAGGAAAAGUGCAAAACGAAGCAAAAGGAAAGACAGAACGUUAUUUACAAUUUGAAACAGGAGAAAUGGGUGAAUCCACCAAGGAACCAGUUCCCCAUGAAGAAGGGUCCAAAUUAUGAAGAAAAUAAAUUAUAUUUUAAAGCACUCUUCCAACAUAUAAGAGGAAGGAAGAAAGGAGCAGUAGCCAUGGUUUCUCCAUCCAAAGGAAAAAUCAUCUCUACUGAGAAGUUGGCCUCCAUCAGAGCAUCUGAAGUUGUAAAGGAAGAGAAUCUGCUGUGUACGGUAGGUGAAGAGGAGACCAUUGAAAUAACGUGUGAAGAGGAGUUCGAAAAGAAAAAAUUUAUUCUGAAGGAAAAGAUUAAGGACGAGUAUAGGAGGAAGAGGAAUGAGUCCACUUUGUACGAUAACAGGAAGGAUGUGUUCCUUCCACCUAACGGGAAAUCUCCUUCUAACGCGGGACGAAACAGUAAGUACAUGUUCGACGAUACAGCCCUCAGCGAAAGCGACCGGGACGAUUUGGAGUAUUUGUUCAGCGUGAAGGGGAAGAACAAGAGGAGGUACGGGUGCCUCCCCGGGCAGGAGGCGCAACCGUCAAAGGAGCAACUACCGAAGGAGCAACCGUCGAAGGAGCAACUACCGAAGGAGCAACCACCGAAGGAGCAACCACCGAAGGAGCAACCACCGAAGGAGCAACCACCGAAGGAGCAACCGUCAAAGGAGCAACUACCGAAGGAACAACUACCGAUGAGACAACCGCAAGGAAAAGAAGCAACGGUCAAGCCGAUACUUGCACCCCCUCUGGAAUCUUUCUCCCUAGCAGACAAGCCAAUUGGAGACAGUGCACCCGGGACAAACUCCUCGCCCCUAAAAAAUGGGGGCAAAGAAAGGGUCCAAAUGGAAGAGAAGUUGAAUCAUCGUAAGGAAGAAAAAAAUAAACCAUGCAUAAAGGAAAAAAGUGGAAUAAAAACAGACAUCGGUGGCAUCGUCAUGGAUCCCACGACGGAUAAUCCUCCUGAUAGAGGAAUGCGUUCUGAUGCAAAUAAUGCAGAGGAACGUGAUGAUAGCGACAUCGGAAAAAAUGCGGAAAAGAAUCUCCCCCAGUUGAAUAGGAAGAAAAAGUUGGCAGAAAUUAUGAAGACCAAUUCGAUGAUAUUGAAGCAACAUCAUGGUAAGAAGGAAAGCUUAGUGGAUAAAGGAGAGGACAACUUAGGGAGAAAAAAAAUUAUGGAUGAUGUUCCGAAGGGAGUGAAGGCUACAGUGAUUGGAAGUGAUCGAAUAGGAGAUGGUGGAACGGAUAAGGAGGAUCUCACAACGGUAAAAGAUGAGAAGAAAACCAAGUCUGCUAUAUUGGAGAAGAAAUCGAUAGAGGUAUCACCCCCUGUGGAGGUGAAGACAGAGCAUGGAACGUCAAAGGAGAGUACCUCCCCGAGAGACGCUUUAAAAGGGAAGAAAAUUUUUCUUCCACUGAAGGCUCUGACACCAGAGGGAAUUAAUAACUCGCCUCAUGGUUUAGUUAAUCAGAAGGAGGGAGCCAAGAAUGUGGGUGAGUACAGUUCACCCCCCGUGGAGACCUCAGGAAUGAGUGAACAGAGGGGAGAAUUGGCAACUGCUGUGGAGAGGGAUACCAAUGACAGUGGUGAGAAACAUAAGGUUGAGAGAGUUGCUUUAAAGGGGGAUCUACCAUUGGUGAAGGGAAUAAAGGCGUUCUCAAAGGAGGCAGACGCCCCGAAGGAGAAGAACACUGAGAAGGGAGAGAAUCAGGAGGAAGGAAAUUGGCACUGCGAUGUGUCUUCCCCUAAUAAAUUUCCAAAAGGAUUGAGAAAAGAAGGAAGCAUCAAAACGGGUGUGAAUAAACAAGAUGGAAAUGAAGCCAGUAUGGAUUCCCCUUCAGGUGGGGAGGCUAAAGAAAAGGAACGAAACGACAUUAAGGAAGAACCCAAAAAGAAUCUAUCACAGGAGAAAAACAAAAUAGACGCAGAGAUAGAGAAAUGUCACUCUGCUUCUUCUAACAGUGAGGGGAAGGAUGGAGGAGGUAACAAAAUGGUAGCCAAUGCGAAGGUCCCCUUGAAACUGAACAUGGCGAUGAAGAAGGCCUUGCUUGGGAAGAUGCUCGCGAAGCGUGUUCCCAAAGGUACUUCAUCUGUGGGAGAGGCAAAAAAGGGGGAGGAUAAUACACAGGGAGAGGCAAAAAAGGGGGAGGAUAAUACACAGGGAGAGGCAAAAAAGGAGGAGGAUAAUAUACAGGGAGAGGCAAAAAAGGGGGAGGAUAAUACACAGGGAGAGGCAAAAAAGGGGGAGGAUAAUACACAGGGAGAGGCAAAAAAGGGGGAGAAUAAUACACAGGGAGAGGCAAAAAAGGAGGAGGAUAAUAUACAGGGAGAGGCAAAGAAGGAGGAGGAUAAUAUACAGGGAGAGGUUAGCGAAAAGAACAAACCGAUGGAGAAGGUAAUCCCGAAAAGCAUAUCCAAGAGCAAAGUUGUUAGUUCAAAGGUUAUUCCCCCCAAAGGACGCCCUUUAAAGGGGAAUGCCAUUUUGAAGGCAAAGGUAGGGAUGGUUCGGGAUGCUGAUGGUGGUUCGAAGGAGUAUAGUGAGAAAUUAUCUCUUAGGGGGUGCGUGUCCUUGAAGGGGAAAGAGGAAGUAGAAAACGUGGCAGUAGAAAAAGUGGCAGUAGAAAACGUGGCAGAAGAAAACGCGGAGAAGGAGGUGAAGGUGCCAGCGGAAGUAAGUGCGCCCACGGUGAAAUGUGUACGAGAUGUAAAGUGCACAAAAACAGACGAAGGGGUACCCAAAGGAGAAAGCAACAUCAACGAAAGGGGGUUCAUAGAAAAGGCAGUAAGAAAAAAUAUAGAAAGGAUACUGGAAAGAGUAGAUAGUUCGAUAGUGCAUGUAAAGGAUGAGAAAAAAGGGAAUCAAUCUAGGUUGGCAAAAAUUGUGAUGAGAGGUCCUAAAGGUUUGAAUGUAAAGAAGGGCAAAACGGUGAAGGGGAUGGAAGACAACGUUGGAAGGGAGGUUGGUCAUGAUGGUAGUGAUGAUGGUGAGGAUGGUGGAAACGACAUACCCCCCACCGAGGGGCGUAAGAGGUACUCAGUGACCUUGAACAAGUUUUCAAAAAAGAUUGAGGUAAAGAAGAAGAGCUCUGUUGAUGUGGUUGAAUUGUUGAGUGCACUGGAGGAGAAAUCGGGGCAGAAUUGCUCCGUUCUAAGUGAAUCACCCUGUACAGGCGAUGUAGAGAAACUCACCACAGAUCAUGAGCCACCAAAGAAAACGCCGAUGGUAAAACCUCUUCUUAAGAAGGAUGCAUUGGUCAAAUUAAUAUCCAAAAGACCACUAGAAAAUAAAAAAGCAAUACAGUUGGAGGGGAAGGAUAUUGAUUCAGUGAGAGAGGAUGAAGGAGGAGAGGCGCAGCCGCAGAAGGAGGAAGACGAUCCACAAGAGGAAGGUAAGGACAAGCAGAACGAUGAACAGAAGAAGGAAAACCAAGUCGAUGAAAAUGGGAAAGGACAGCACGGUGAAGAAAUGCACGGGCAGGAAAAGGGAGAAGACCCUCCUUUCUCCAAAACGAACAUCGUGAAGUCCCCACGUUUAUCACAAAAAAUGAAAAAGGCACCAAGUGGACAAGUAAAGGAAGGCCCAAACAAAAACAAUUUUAUGGCAAAAUUGCAAAUCGUGAAGAAUAAGUCUACGCUCAAGCAAUUUCCCCUGAAAAGGGUGGCGAUGUUCAAGGAAAGUGGAAACAGUGAAGAGAAAAAUAUCCCUCGUGAGAACAGUAACACCGAGGAAGGGAAUUCCCAAAGGGAGGAGCAGAAUUCGGAAGUGAAGGCUUUGGAAGACACUUCCUCUGAAGAUACUACGAUCAAGCAGGUAGAGCUCCCCACCAAAAAUGAAAAAAACGAUAAUGAAGAAAAAGACAAUUCGGAUGACAGUAAUGGACCCGUGUCUGCCACAAAGAAAUGUCCAGUGAAAAAAGUGCCACCCAAAUCCAUGAUUAAAAUUUUUCCGAAAAUCCACCCCAAAGUUGUAGCCCCUCCAUUUAAGGGAGUUAAUGACUCAAAGCAUGUGAUCAAGGAGAAGCCUCCAUUUUUAAACAAGUUAAAAGCAAAGGCUCUCCCCCCAUCAAGCAUGAUGGGAGAAAAUACAGAAAAGGGAUUAAGUGAAGAGGAGAAACCUAUCCCAUGA
Molecule: messenger RNA, 5175 nt
Organism: Plasmodium knowlesi strain H
Lineage: Eukaryota; Apicomplexa; Aconoidasida; Haemosporida; Plasmodiidae
Product: conserved Plasmodium protein, unknown function
Exons: 1
Coding region: 1-5175 (1724 amino acids)
Source: RefSeq, a predicted model, not a curated record